GUAUAUCAUUUGAUUGUUCUUUUUGUAGGGGGAGAGACAUCGAGGUAGAAAUGAGUUGAUGUUUAAAGUUUGAAGAAUUGCAUUGUUCAUGGAGUUACCUUCACCACCCUCCCUCGGCGAUUACAUGGUUUGGUCUUAGAUAUUAUACUUUUGUUGUUUGUUGUUCUAAUGGCUUAGUGCUUCUCUAUUUCAAAGGAUUCGAAAGGAAAUGAAAAGAGAGAGAAAAAGUUAAGAUGACAUAUGAAAGUACCUUUGACUCUCUCUCUAAAAAAGUUCGAUCCUUUCUUCUUCUAAUCCCAUCAACAAUUUUACAGUUUCAUCGCCAUGGUCAAGCCCCACAAUCUCUUCUUGACUAUUCCCACUCAUUUCAUUUGCCCAAUUUCUCUUGACCUCAUGCAAUCUCCCGUCAGUUUGAUCACCGGCGUCACCUACGACCGUUCCAGUAUUCAACGCUGGCUCGACUCUGGCCACAACACUUGUCCGGCCACCAUGCAGGUCCUUCCCAACUACGGCUUCGUUCCCAAUUCUAAUCUCAAGCGUCUCAUUCAGAUUUGGUCCGACUCCCUCGAAUUCGAUCAUAUUCUUACUGUUGUCGACGGUUUGCGCACGAACGGAAAUGCCUCUGUUUUUCUCUCGGAGCUUCUCUGUUUUGGUUCACGAUUGGAAAAGAACGUUAAGUUUCUCGGGAGGAUUCAUGGCUUUGUACCGGUGCUUCUCGAUGUUCUUCGUCGUAGAGAUGUUGAUUGUUCGGAACUUGUUGUUAGGGUUUUGGAUUUGGUGAGAUGUGAAAUUGAGGAUCGGGUGGAGUUUAUGAACUUGAUGUUGAAAAGCGAUCGAGAUUGUUUGAAAUCUCUCGUUCUUGUUCUUCAACGAGGAAGUUCAGAGUCGCGAAUUGGGACGGUGAGGCUUCUUGAAUGCAUCGCCAUUAACGCCGAAUCCAAGAAUCUAAUUGCUGAAAACGAAGGAAUUCUACACGAAUUGAUUGAAGUAAUCGGAAUAGAUGAAGAUCCGAAACUAAUCGAAUCAGUACUCUCGUGCUUAAUCGCAAUAUCAAUGCCGAAACGGGUGAAAAUCAAAUUGGUUCGGUUAGGAGUAAUAAGAGCCCUAACCAGAUUGUUGAAGCACCGGAACGCAAGUGUUGGAGUAACGGAGAAGGUACUGAGGUUGUUGGCGGCGGCGGCGGCGGUGGAGGAAGGACGUUCGGAGAUGAUGGUGAACGGAGGAGAAUGCGUGGGAAGGAUGGUGAGGAAAGUGAUGAAGGUGUCGAGUGCGGCGACAGAGCAGGCGGUGACGGCGCUGUGGUGUAUAUGUUAUUUGUUCCGGGAAGAAAAAGCGGCGGUGGCGGCGGCGGAGGCGAAAGGGGUUGAGAAGAUAUUGUUGCUGAUGCAGAGCCACUGCCCGGCGACGGUGAGGGUAAUGGCCAAAGAUCUUCUAAAGAUUUUCAAAGGACAGUUGAUUUAUAAGAAGAGAGAAGCUGCAGAUUAAGGAGCAAGCAUUACCUACGAGGUCGCAGCCUCAGGUAGAAAGUGUCUCAAUCUUUUCUGUUGUUCAGUUAGGAGAUGUAGCUAUGGAAAAUGAAAAUUGCAAUUAUUCAUUGGUGAAGGAGAGAAAGAUUGGCAAUUAACUUUGGCAAAUUUCUUCAUUUUUAGUGAGGCAAGAGUAUGAUAGUGGAGCUUUGUACAAUGCUUUGUCAGUGGCAGGCCACCCUUUCCCUGGUUUGUUUGACUUAUAUUGAUCUCAAUAGUUCUGGUCGAUGGGUUCUGAGUUUUUCUUGUAAGUUUUCGGCUCUAGAUUGGUUUGUGAUUUGCUCCUUCUUGGAAGUUUGUACCUUUUCUUUUGUUGAAAAUUUUCAAUUAAUAAGAGAAUUAUCUAUUUUCCUUUU
Molecule: messenger RNA, 1882 nt
Organism: Cucumis melo (muskmelon)
Lineage: Eukaryota; Viridiplantae; Streptophyta; Magnoliopsida; Cucurbitales; Cucurbitaceae
Product: U-box domain-containing protein 27
Exons: 2
Coding region: 325-1485 (386 amino acids)
Biological process (GO): protein ubiquitination
Molecular function (GO): ubiquitin protein ligase activity; protein binding
Source: RefSeq, a predicted model, not a curated record